AUGUUUGAAAAUUUAAAGGCAUUUAUCAGACAUGGUAAAAAUGCUGAAAAUUUAUCUUUCAGUGAUAUCAAUAUGAAUAUUGAUAAAACUGUUCCUAAGGUAACUAAUGAAUUACCGGAAUUAAUUCAAAAUCAACCACAUUCUGUACCUAAUGUUCAUGAAACUCAGAUCAUAGAACCUUCUGAUAGUUUCAGGACCCAUGACUCAAAUAAUGAAUCAAAGGCCGAAUAUAGAAAUGAUUAUAGAAGUGAAUCAAAGAAUGAAACUAGAAAUUAUGAUAACUAUGCUUCACAAAUUGUUGAGCAAGAAAACUUGAUCAAAAAGCAAAAAAUCAAAUAUCCAAAUUUGGAUAAUUAUCAUGUAUUAGAGCAAUUAGGUGAAGGAGCUUUUUCCAUCGUCUAUAAGGCUCAACAUUUGAAAACAGGUAAGUUUGUUGCUAUCAAGAUUUUAAGAAAGUUCCAAAUGGACAAUGCUCAAAAGCAAGCUGUAUUAAAAGAAGUCACUAUAAUGAGACAAUUAAAGCAUCCUAAUGUGGUAGAAUUCAUUGAGUUCAUUGAUUCCGAACCUUAUUAUUAUAUUGUUCAAGAAUUAGUUAGUGGAGGUGAAAUCUUCCUGGCUAUUGUUAAAUAUACUUAUUUAUCUGAAGAUUUAAGUAGGCAUAUAAUAGUCCAAGUGGCUAAUUCUAUAAGGUAUUUACAUGAAGAAGUUGGUAUUGUUCAUAGAGAUAUCAAACCUGAGAAUUUAUUAUACUUCCCAAUAGACUUCAAACCUUCAGCAAAUCCUUCAGGUAAAUUAAGAAGAAGUGAUGAUCCUUCAAAAUUAGAUGAAGGUGAAUUCACUCCAGGAUUAGGUGGAGGAACUAUCGGAGUUGUUAAAGUUGCAGAUUUUGGAUUAUCAAAACAAAUUUGGGAGCAUAAUACCAAAACUCCUUGUGGAACUGUUGGUUAUACUGCACCAGAAAUUGUUAGAGAUGAAAGAUAUUCCAAAGAAGUUGAUAUGUGGGCUAUUGGAUGUGUCUUGUAUACUUUAUUAUGUGGAUUUCCUCCAUUUUAUGACGAAAGAAUUGAUAUUUUAACUGAAAAAGUUGCUAAAGGUGAAUAUACUUUCUUAUCGCCAUGGUGGGAUGAAAUAAGUAAAGAAGCUAAAUAUUGUGUGUCAAGAUUAUUAACUGUUGAUCCAUCAAAACGUUAUACUAUUGAAGAAUUUUUAAAAGAUCCUUGGAUUAAUAAUUCUUCAGCCAUGGGACCUCCAAGAAUGAAAAGCUCAAGACAAAUCCAAGCUAAUCAUCCAAUUCAAAUGAAUAAUCAAAUACCUCAAAAUCAAAGUAAGUAUAAGAAAAAAUACGGUAAUGAGUUAUAUUCUCCAGCAGCCGUAGCUUUACGUGAUGCAUUUGAUAUUUCAACUGCUGUUCAUAGAAAUGCUGAAGAAUCAAAAUUGUCAAACAUACAGUUUGAUCAAUUAAUUGAAGAAGAGGAAGAAGAAGUUGAUAAUGUUGGACAUGUUAUUGACGUCCACCACCAAAAAAAUCUACCAAAAAUUCCAAAGAAAGACAAGCCAUUGAAUGGUAAUGGUUUUGAUUUGAAUUUAGGUGGAGCCUCCAUAAUAGAAAGAAGAAAAAACAAAGCAGUAGCUGUUCGUUCUUAG
This is a messenger RNA of Yamadazyma jaroonii, 1644 nucleotides long. The record is from the annotation of a GenBank genome assembly. Lineage: Eukaryota; Fungi; Ascomycota; Pichiomycetes; Serinales; Debaryomycetaceae.